Molecule: messenger RNA, 5999 nt
Organism: Oryzias latipes (Japanese medaka)
Lineage: Eukaryota; Metazoa; Chordata; Actinopteri; Beloniformes; Adrianichthyidae
Gene: rb1cc1
Product: RB1-inducible coiled-coil 1
Biological process (GO): autophagy of mitochondrion; piecemeal microautophagy of the nucleus; ribophagy
Cellular component (GO): phagophore assembly site membrane; Atg1/ULK1 kinase complex
Molecular function (GO): protein kinase binding; molecular adaptor activity
Source: RefSeq, a predicted model, not a curated record
GUUCCACAGCAGCAGAUGACAACAACAAAAACAGUCCGCCUCACUGAGAGGGGGCUAGCCCAGUUAGCUGCGCGACGCAAACUCUUUCUCUUAUAGUGUCACGUAGUUAUGAACACAACAAUGCAGGGGGUAGGAACGUAUUAGCACCAUGUUGUACCUGUCUGUUUAAAAAUGUUCAUCAGUUACUCUUGUUUAAGCUGGACCCGCUAAUGUUAGCUUUAGCGAGCUCUAUGCAUGUCAACCUUAAACGGGUUAGCUAGCUAGCUAGCUCCUUUGCUAGCUUGUUAGCUAGCCAGCUCGCCCAAGAGGAGACAAGAACCGAUAUGUGGGGAAAGUCGGCAGUUGGUGUUGUCUGACUAAAUGAGCAAGAUAAGCAAGCUUGGAGAACUCUGGGAGAUUCACCAUGAAGUUGUAUGUGUUCCAAGUGAACAACGGCAGCACGUUGACAUUUGACACUGACCUUGCUGUCCAGACUGUACAUCAGCUGAAACAUGCCAUCCAAGCCAAAUAUAAAAUUGCAAUUCAGCAUCAAGUCCUUGUUGUCAACGGAGGGGAAUGUAUGGCUGUGGACAGACGGGUCUGCAGCUACAGUGCUGGCACUGAAACCAAUCCCAUAUUCCUGUUCAACAAAGAGAUGAUCUUGUCUGAUCGGGAUCCAACCAUCCCCAAAACCACCUUCUCCAUCGAGAGUGAGAUUCAGGUCAAGGUGGAAGAAUCUCUACUGAUGCCAGCUGUCUUUCACACUGUUGCCUCAAGAACACAACUUGCCCUGGAAAUGUUUGAAGUUGCCAACAAGCUUUGCUCUUUCUGUGAACGUUUGGUUCACGAUGAACAUCUCCAACAUCAAGGCUGGGCUGCAAUCAUGGCCAACCUGGAUGAUUGCACUCAGUCGUACCAGAGGUUACUCAGCAAAUUCAACAUUUCAUACACCAAUUAUCAGCACGACCUGGAGGAAAUUAAAGUCAAACUUUCAAAGUUGGGGACAGCCGUCUCAGUGAUGGCCAGGAUACCCCUGCUGGAAUGUUUGACUCGGCACAGUUACAAAGAGAGCAUGGAGAAGUCCGGUUCAAGCCCCGGGAAGGAUUCAGACGAAACAGAGGAAGAAAAAUCCACCGACUCUGUGCGUUUCACUGCUCAAGCCCAGAUACCCCACAUGUCACCAUCUGCCCCGUCUGCCUCUGGAUCGGCUGCAGACGAGCUGCACGGAGAGCAGGAGACAAAUGAAAUGGCAGACAGCGGUGAGCUGAAAGCCGCUCUGCUAGAUGACAGCACUCCUGAGCUCACCAACCAGCCUUUGUUCAACGUUACGCUACUGGACUGGAUCAAUGUCCAGGAUCGGCCCAAUGAUGUCGAAGCAGUUGUGAGGAAGUGCUUUGACUCCAUCAACAGGCUGGACCCGCGCAUCAUUCAACCCUUCCUGGCAGAUUGCUGUGAAACAAUUGCAAAGUUAGAUAAUCAGAACAUGAAAGCCAUCAAAGGGCUUGAGGACCGAUUGUAUGCUCUAGAUCAGAUGAUUGCGAGCUGCAAGAAGCUGGUGAAUGAGCAGAAGGAACUUGCUCAGGGAUUUUUGGCAAAUCAGAAGCGAGCCGAAAACCUGAAGGACACGUCCGUUCUGCCUGACUUGUGUCUGAGUCACACCAACCAGCUGAUGAUCAUGCUAAACAACCACAGGAAGCUGCUGGACAUUAAGAAGAAGUGCACCACCGCCAAACAAGAACUGGCAAACAACCUUCAAGUCAGACUCAAAUGGUGCUGCUAUGUGAUGCUUCAUGCCGACCAGGAUGCAGAAAAGCUUCAGGCGCUUCUGCGGCUCCUGACGGAGCUGAUGGAGAGAGUGAGGGUGGUGGAGGCCCUCAGCACCGUGCCUCAGAUGUACUGCCUGGCCGUCGUGGAAGUCGUCAGGAGAAAAAUGUUUAUGCGUCACUACAGAGCGUGGGCCAAUGCUCUCGUGAAGGAUGGAAAACGCCUGUAUGAGGCAGAAAAGUUCAAAAGGGAAUCCUUCGGGAAACUCUUCAGAAAGUCUUUCCUCCGAAAUCGGCUGUUUCGAGGGUUGGACUCGUGGCCCCCGACAUCAUUCUGUACCCGAAGGCCCAGAAGGUUUGAUGAUGAACUCCCAGACAUCUCACUUGAUGACCUGCAGUACUUGAAGUCAUGUUGUCCUGACGAGGUGCAGCCUUUCCUAAUGGUGCCCAGCAUGUGUGAUUUGGAGCCCUUAAAUCGCCACGUAGAGAAACUUCAUCAGCUUGUCCAGGCUGCUCAAAGUGUAGACGAGAUGUCCCAAACUAUCACUGACCUGCUAAGUGAACAAAGGGCAUCAUGUACUCAGAGCGCCCAGAGAUCCAGUGUGCUGUCUGAAAACACGCCAACGUCUCCUAAAACCCCCCCCUCUCUAAGCCUUCAGGGAACCAGCUGCCAGCCUCUUCACGUCCCCAUCCCCGCCCCCUUGGAGGACUUAUCCCCCGACAGCAUCGACGCGCAGACGUUUGACUUUGAAACCAUCGGGCACCCGAACAUGGAUCCGGUCCUGCAGCAGGGAUCGCUGGACUUGGACUCUCUAGCGGAGAGCCCCGAAUCGGAUUUCAUGUCAGCUGUCAACGAGUUUGUGAUCGAAGAGAACUUGGCCUCUCCGAACCCCAUCAGUGAGCCGAUCAGCCCAGAAAUGAUGGUGGAGUCUCUGUACUCGUCUGUCAUAAAUGCUAUAGACAACAAGCGAAUGCAGGACACCACUACGCUACAGAGAGAAGCCUCCAAGAUCUCUGAACUCAAAGACGUUCUGGAGAAAUAUCAGUGUGCUGCCGAGGAGUCCGUCUGCAAGUUCAGGGUCGUGAAGGAUGAUCUCAGGCAUUUAAAGAGUCUAGUAUUGAAGGAACGGAGCGACUUCACGUUAGCCAUCAACAGCUUAACCACAGAAGUGAGCAGCGCUGUGGGCGGCGUCUACCAGACCCACGAAAUGCAGCUGAGAGAGCAGCAUCGUGGAGAGCUUCUGAACCUCAGGCAGGAGCUGGAGAAGCAGAUUCACAGCCUGGCGGAGGAAAACCAAGUCAACCAGAAUAUAGUGCGAGACGUCCAACGCGCCAUGCUGGAGCUGGAGGGGCUGCUGGAGCGCAAGGAGAAGGAGCUGACGCAGCUGGAGAACGAGAAGGAGCGCUGGUUGGAGAAGGAGGGCCAUCUGAACGAAAGGAUCAAAAACCUGGAGCAGAUCAUCAGUGAGCAGGCCGAAGAGAUCAGGAUGCUCUCAACCUUGAGGGACUCUUUGAGCAGUCAGCUGGAGAACCUGCACUUUGAGAUUGAACGCAGUCAGCAGAAGAUUCGCCAGGAGAUGGAAGCUGCCAGUCGGUGCCAUUUGAAGGAGCUGGAGGACCGAUUGAAGGAGGAGCACAGGACGGAGCUGGAAACCAUGAGCAAGGAUAACAAGGAAGCCCUGGAACACCUUGCUGCUGAAAAUGACGCAAAGUCGAUGACUUCAGCCAAUCACCAUGCUGCUGCUCUCCAGGAGAAGGAUGCUCAGAUCAAGGAUUUGGAAGCUCGGCUUACGGAACUCGCAGAGCUGCGCUGCAAGUUAGAGGUGGAACUAGCCUUAAAGGAGUCCGAAUCGGAGGAGGCGAGGAUCCACUUUGAGGAGACGAAGACGCAGCAGGCAGAUGCCAUGAAGACCCAAGUGGAAGCCGAGACCAAAACCAUCAGAGAAGAGCUGGCAGGACUCCGAAAGCAACUGCAAGCUAAGAACGAGGAGUAUGAAGUGGACCUAGCAGAGCUGAGAGCCCUCAUGAGAAUUGAGAAGGACCACUGCAUCUCAGAGCUGGUGGACAGACACGAAGAGGAGACGACUCUGUUGCACAGCAACCUCUCCUCCCUGAAGCAAAAGCUCCAGGACGCCAAAGGGAGCCACGCCGAGCAGCAGCAGAGACUCACAGACGAGUUCAGUCAGCAGAUCGCUGAGCUAACGGAGGAAAAAGAGCAGCAGUGUAAGAGUUUCCAAGCGUUGGAGCAGGAGUUGAGGACUCUUAUUGGCAAUUUACGGUCAGAAAACGACCAUCUUUCAAAAGCAUUAAAGCAGGAAGAUUCAAGGAAAGAGGAGGCCUCAAAUGCUGCAGCAGCAGACGGCUUUAAAGAGCUGGAGCAGCAGAAGGAGGAGAUGGAGAGGAGACUUUUAGACAAAAUUCAACAGCUGGAACAAGAGCUUUCCGAAAAGAAGUUCUCAAAAAGUGAGGAAGGUUUGUCGCUUCACGCCGAGAGUGGAGCGGAUUCUGGAGGACCGCUGUCGCUGGACUCUGCCCUACAAGAGCGCCUGCAGCAGGAGCGGGCGUCCUUACAGAUCCAGAUGGAACUCCUCGAAAAGAAGAAGAACGAAGAGAUGCAGAACCUCAAGACCUCGCUGAUUGCAGAGCAGCAGACAAACUUCAACACUGUGCUAACCCGAGAAAAGAUGAAGAAGGAGCAGAUCAUCAGUGACCUCACAGAAAAGCUGCACAAAGUGACUCAGCAGCAGGAGAAGGACAAAGCUUUGAUAGAAACGUUGUCUGAGGACCGGGCAAGUGUGAUGCAGGAGAAGAAGCACUUGGAGGAGGAGCUGAACCGCCUGCGCAGCACCGUCCUGGCCUCCUCCAGCAUGUUCACCUCCGCAGAGGCCGGAGCGGCGGCAGCACGAGCUCUGCCCGUCGCCGAGACUCUGGCUGACACGUCUGUGGGCGCCAUGCAGGACGACGAGCACGUCGAUUCCGCCGUGGAGGCCAGCAUGGUGACCGUCCAGGACAGCAUCCUGUCGGAGGAGAAGCAGCGCAUCAUCUUACUCGAGAGGACCUUACAUAUGAAGGAAGAAGAAAACAAGCGCCUCAGUCAAAGACUCAUGUCUCAGAGCAUGUCGUCCGUGUCGUCACGGCAUUCAGACAAAAUCGCAAUCAGAGAUUUCCAGGUUGGCGAUUUGGUUCUCAUCAUUCUGGACGAACGGCACGACAACUACGUGCUCUUCACCGUCGGCCCCACCCUCUACUUCCUCCACUCGGAGUCUCUCACUGCUCUGGACCUCAAACCAGCUUCAGGGACUUCUAGGCGGCCGUGGGUUCUUGGAAAAGUUCUGGAGAAGGAGUAUUGCCAAGCAAAAAAGGCCCAGAACAGAUUUAAGGUUCCUCUGGGAACCAAGUUUUACAGAGUGAAAGCUGUUCCAUGGAACAGAAAAGUAUAAUAGCCAAUUCAUGAUCUGAACCCUUUUUUAAAAAUGUCCAUAAACUUCAUUACAGAACUCAUAACUUGAAAAAGGAAGCUACUUUUUUUUUCUUUUUUAAAGAUUAGGAUGGACAUGCAUUUUAUUUUGAAAUCGCCUUUUCUCUUUAUUUUGUUUUAAACCCGGGUUUGUUCAUGUGGACCAAAUGCUACUCUUGUAAUUGGGGUCCCCCCCCACCCCACUACACUACACUGUGGCAUGACGCCCUUUGACCUGUGUGUACAAUUGAAGAAAACUUUGGAUGUUAAAUAUUUAGUUUCCAUUCUCAACAUUUGUGUAAAAUACUGUGUCAUUAUGGAGAUAAUUAAUAAAAAAACAGACCAUUUAUAAAUAAAUGUUGAUGGAGGAAUGUUCAUGGCAUGCAUCUUAAAAUAUUUCUUUCAUUUACUUACCAGAUAAACGUGGUUGUUGUAGUUAAUGCUGUUUAUUACUCACAACACAGUAUUGCUGUCGGUCAAUACUGCCAUGUAAAUGAUGAAUGACUGAAGGACGCAGUCUUCUUUGCAAUCCUUGAAAUGCACUUUGGAAAACCAUGCUUUUUAUGAUUUAAAUAAAAAUAAAUAAAAAAGGGAAGUUUAGUUGAGCUGUCGGAACUAAAUAAAUCCAUCAGCAGGAAUUUCUCACUUAUAGAAUUAUUGAUAUGUAGAGAGAAAUGCGUUGUGACUGUGUUUCAGUAUCACGAGACGUUGUAUAUAACCCAUUAAAUCAAAUGUAACAAGAAAUGACUGUAUUGUACAAGAUAGAGUUUUGAAACAAUAAAGGUUUGAUCCCAAAUUUA